GAUUGGUCGCUGCUCGGUGACGUCACCGCGCCAUUCGCGGAAGUGGGGCAAAAGUCACGGCGGAUCACGCAGACUUUCACAGCAAAAAACAUAUCACCUCAAUCAUCGUAAACACAAAAAACAUACAUCAUCUGAAGAUGUCAGCGCCUUUGAGUUUCGACGGCAGAGUCGUGCUGGUGACCGGAGCCGGAGGAGGUUUGGGGAGGGAAUAUGCGCUGGCGUUCGGUCAGAGAGGAGCCGCUGUCAUCGUCAAUGAUCUGGGAGGAGAUAUUAAAGGAGGUGGCAGGAGCUCAGCAGCCGCUGAUAAAGUGGUGGAGGAGAUCAGAGCUAAAGGAGGCAAAGCCGUGGCCAAUUACGAUUCAGUGGAAGAUGGUGAGAAGCUCAUCCAGACGGCGCUGGACGCAUUUGGCCGAAUAGAUAUUGUGGUGAAUAACGCCGGGAUUCUGCGGGACCGAUCAUUCGCUAGGACCAGCGAUGCAGACUGGGACCUGAUUCAGCGCGUGCACCUGAGGGGCUCCUUCCUCGUCACGAGGGCCGCCUGGAACCACAUGAAGAACCAGAAGUUUGGGAGGAUCAUCAUGACGUCGUCCGCGGCGGGAAUCUACGGGAACUUCGGCCAGGCCAACUACAGCGCGGCCAAGCUAGGUCUGCUGGGUCUCUCCAACACGCUGGCCAUCGAAGGCCAGAAGUACAGCAUCCACUGCAACACCAUCGCUCCGACCGCAGGAUCCCGCCUCACCGAGACCGUCAUGCCUCCAGAUCUGGUGCAGUCGCUGAGGGCCGAGUACGUGGCUCCGCUGGUGCUGUGGCUGUGUCAUGAAGCGUGUCAGGAGAACGGAGGGCUGUUCGAGGUCGGCGCCGGAUGGAUCGGCAAAUUGCGCUGGGAGAGGAGUCUGGGCCGAACCGUGCGGCAGAAGAACAAGAGCAUGACGCCGGAGGCUGUGCGAGACGCUUGGAACGAGAUCUGUGACUUCACUGAUGCCAGCAAACCCGCCAGCAUCCAGGAGUCGCUGCAGACGCUGGUGGAGGUUCUGUCCAGAGUGGAAGAUGAACCUGGAAUCAGAGCCAAUCCGACCGGAGCGACCGCCGGCACAAACCCUUCGUCGGCUGUGGGACAGACGCUGCCGGAGAUGAGCUUCUCGUACACACACAUGAACUGUAUUCUGUACGCUCUGGGAGUGGGGAUGUCCAGCAGAGAGCCUGACCAACUCAAGUUCCUCUACGAAGGCCACGAGGACUUCAGCUGUCUGCCCACGUUUGGAGUGAUUCCGGCCCAGAGCGCCAUGACGGGCCUCGGCAGCAUCCCAGGCCUCAACAUCGACUUCACCAGGCUGCUGCACGGAGAGCAGUAUCUGGAGAUGUUCAGAGCGCUGCCCACCUCAGGGACGCUGACGUCUCGGGCCACGGUGGCAGAUGUGCUGGAUAAAGGGUCAGGAAUGGUCAUCCUGCUGGACGUUUAUACGUACAGCGGGCGUGAGCUGGUGUGUUAUAAUCAGUUCUCGGUGUUCGUUGUUGGCGCUGGAGGAUUCGGAGGGAAGCGGACGUCCCAGAAGGCUGUGGUCACAGCUCCUCUUCCAGACAGAGCUCCAGACACUGUGAUUGUAGAUCAGACAUCUAGAGAUCAGGCGGCUCUGUACCGACUGAGCGGUGACUGGAACCCGCUGCACAUCGACCCCAGUUUCGCCGCAAUGGGAGGUAAAGACGCUCUUUAA
Sinocyclocheilus rhinocerous is the source of this 1712-nucleotide messenger RNA. Its product is annotated as hydroxysteroid (17-beta) dehydrogenase 4. The coding region runs from base 138 to 1712 and encodes 524 amino acids. The transcript has 18 exons. The record is from RefSeq and is a predicted model, not a curated record. Lineage: Eukaryota; Metazoa; Chordata; Actinopteri; Cypriniformes; Cyprinidae. Gene Ontology annotation, molecular function: oxidoreductase activity.